GAAGAGGAUCAACACUGAAGUACCAGCAACAGCAGCAACAAACAUGUGUGUGAAGGGCAUGUCUACAGUCUUGGCUGUGAUAUUCUGUGCUAUGAUUGUUCAAGGUUUCCCCAUGUUCAAAGGAGGGCGUUGUCUUUGCAUAGGCCCUGGAGUAAAAGCAGUGAAAGUGGCAGAUAUUGAGAAAGUCUCCAUAAUUUACCCAAGUAACAACUGUGACAAAAUAGAAUUGAUUAUUACCCUGAAAGCACAUAAAGGACAAAGAUGCCUAAAUCCCAAAUCGAAGCAAGCAAACGCUAUAAUCAAGAAAGCUGAAAGAAGGAAUUUCUUAAAAUAUCAAAUUGUAUGAAGUCCGGGAAAAGAGAAUCUGAAAAUCUAGAACAAGUUUAACUGUGACUACUGAAAUAAGAGCUCUGCAAAUGGAAACUGACUUUCUCCGGCCUGUUGCAAUGUACAUUUAUGCCAUUCUAGGUUAGGGAACCUUCUAGGACAUUUGAUGCUUAUAAUUAUUCUGCUGUGAUUAUAAAACAUUUCUGUCUUUAGAAGUUAUCUGUCUGUACUUGAUCUAUAUUCCAUAUUACAAUCUGCAGUUACAACGGAGACAUUGACAUUAUUACUGGAUUCAAGACCUUGUGAGUCAAAAGCAUCCAUGUGUGUAAUAAACAUUCCUCAAAUAAUUUUUAAUGUAAAUACACAUUUCUUUUCCCAAAAAUCACAUAGCCCAUACAUACCUAGGAAAAAAAUUCUUCCUUUUUUUUUAUAAAAAGGCUGUCAUUCAUGAAAUGUUCUAUGAAAAAAAUCAUAAGUUAAGGGAAACUGGUAAGAGUGUAAAUAUUUCAUAAGUGAAUUAGUAGCUCUGGUCUUAAUUUGAUUUUUUAAACAACUUUUUUUUUCUUUGAGAUGUUUUGAAGCAAUUAGGAUAUGUAUGUUUAUUGUGCACUAUGG
Equus quagga is the source of this 942-nucleotide messenger RNA. It is a transcript of the gene CXCL11, whose product is annotated as C-X-C motif chemokine ligand 11. The coding region runs from base 44 to 346 and encodes 100 amino acids. Lineage: Eukaryota; Metazoa; Chordata; Mammalia; Perissodactyla; Equidae. Gene Ontology annotation, molecular function: CXCR chemokine receptor binding; chemokine activity. The record is from RefSeq and is a predicted model, not a curated record. Gene Ontology annotation, biological process: chemokine-mediated signaling pathway; antimicrobial humoral immune response mediated by antimicrobial peptide; cellular response to lipopolysaccharide. Gene Ontology annotation, cellular component: extracellular region. The transcript is spliced from 4 exons.